ACAAUUGAGGAGUAGUACCAAAGAAAACGCAGAAUUGAGAGUAGAAGAGAGAACCCUAACCAACCAACCGCAGAAUUGGUUUCAUUUUUUUUUUCUGUUAGGGUUUCGAUUUUGAAUUCAAUCAUGUGGAAGACAUUAUCGCGUUCACACGUGCGUUCAUUCGCCACACGUGCAUCAAACUCCCACCACAACAACCACCGUGAAAAUCACAAGUUCCUCUCACCGAGUUCCUUUGUUGGAAGCUGGCAAGCUCCAAAGGAUCCAAAGGAAGCAGAAGCAAUGCUUGCUCAGCUUCGUAGAGACUAUGCAAAGCAAGUGAAAGAGGUUCGGAAGGAAUACAUCAGAGAAAUGGAAGCUAUGGCGUUGGAGAAGCAACGGAAGGAUGAGGCUCGGAGGGAAUCGCUUCGAGUCGCUAAUGAAGAGCGUAAGAAGCUUAAGGCUCAGGCUGCUCAACUUAGAGCUCAAGAACGUAAUAUUGCUAAACAACAGUUUCAAGAAACUCUUUUAAAAGAGAGAGCAGAGAAACUUGAAAGUUGGAGGAUGCAAACCAAAAAACAUGAAGAGAAGAAGGCUGAGAAGAAAGAAUUAUUGCAUAAACGAAGUUCGUUGUGGGUUGAUGAAGCCGAACUCGAGAAGGAAAUAACAAGUGUUGUAAUUGCUACAACAUAUCUUUGAGCCCCUUGCAGUUUCAUAUUUCUACUGGUUAGUAGAAUCUAGUCAUAUGUUCAAAGAAGCCCCCGAGAAAAUAAUUCUUGUAUGAAGAGUAAAUCAUGUGCUUAGUGGUUGGUCUUUUCGAACUUUGAAGGAAGUAGGUAAGCAUGAAUUGCAAACCAUGCUGCAAUCUUUUAAAUGAUUUGGUAGAAACAAUCAAUGGGAGGAUUUCAUGCAGAUCCCUUAUGAUUGGAAACAUUGUGAAACAGUGCUUUGAUUAGCUUUUUUCUGAAACAGUUAACUUGGAAACGCAGGCAAUUAAUAAACACCUAACCUCUUAAAAUCUUAA
Messenger RNA from Trifolium pratense (red clover), 1000 nucleotides. Its product is annotated as UPF0329 protein ECU05_1680/ECU11_0050-like. Lineage: Eukaryota; Viridiplantae; Streptophyta; Magnoliopsida; Fabales; Fabaceae. The coding region runs from base 124 to 675 and encodes 183 amino acids. The record is from RefSeq and is a predicted model, not a curated record. The transcript has 2 exons.